Triplophysa dalaica is the source of this 1945-nucleotide messenger RNA. RefSeq names its product UTP15 small subunit processome component (gene utp15). Bases 167 to 1723 code for a protein of 518 amino acids. Gene Ontology annotation, biological process: positive regulation of transcription by RNA polymerase I; rRNA processing. The transcript has 13 exons. Gene Ontology annotation, cellular component: nucleolus. Gene Ontology annotation, molecular function: protein binding. Lineage: Eukaryota; Metazoa; Chordata; Actinopteri; Cypriniformes; Nemacheilidae. The record is from RefSeq and is a predicted model, not a curated record.
CACAAAAUGGCGGCCCCCAUGUGUUUCUAGCAACAACGUGAUUUUUGCCCAUGUUUUCUAUCGUUUAAUCUACAGCGAAAGAAAUUCUGACCAAAUAUUUUGAGGUUCACAAUACGGCGCUCAAAGUGAACGAACUGUUAGCUGAGAGCCAGAGCUCAUCUCUGAGAUGGCUUCAUUCAGACCCACUAAAAUUCAGACUUGUCCAAAACUAGGAGAGAAAGUGACUGAGGAUACGCUGUACUGGAAAAAUUAUAAGGCUGCUAUACAAAUUAAAGAAUUUGGUGCGGUUACAAAAAUCGACUUCUCUCCUCUCCCACCUCACAAUUAUGCAGUCACAGCCUCAACCAGAAUCCAGGUAUAUGGACCGUAUUCUCAAGAGCCCAUUCGGAGCUUCACCCGUUUUCGGGAUACGGCGUAUGGAGGGAGUUUCAGAGGUGAUGGCAAACUGAUAGUGGCUGGAAGUGAAGAGGGACUCAUCCGACUGUUUGACGUCAGCGGCCGAGUGGCUCUUAGGCAGUUCACAGGACACACAAAGGCGGUACGUACGACCUCAUUCCUAUCGGAUGGGUUUCGCGUGGUGUCUGGUUCCGAUGAUCUCUCGUGUCGUCUUUGGGAUGUUGCCAGUGCUGCAGAGCUCAACUCAUUUACCGAACACACAGACUAUAUCAGAACGGCUGUUCCUAGCAAACUCAACCCAGAGUUGUUUGUCACAGGUUCAUAUGAUCACACAGUGAAAGUAUUCGACGUGCGGUCAGGAGGGAGUGUGAUGACUAUGCAACACGGUCAUCCUGUGGAGUGUGUACUGCUGUACCCUUCAGAAGCCCUGCUGGUGUCCACAGGAGGGCGCUACGUAAAAAUCUGGGACCUUCUGAAAGGCGGACAGCAGCUUGUGUCUCUUAAGAAUCACCACAAAACCGUUACGUGUGCCUGUCUGAGCUCAACACACAACAGACUGCUCACGGGGUCCCUGGACAGGCAUGUGAAAGUGUAUAACUCUUCCUAUAAGGUGGUGCAUAAUUUUGACUCUGCAGCGUCUAUACUAAGCCUGGCUGUUGCGCCUGAUGAUGAAGUCAUUGCUGUGGGGAUGACCAAUGGAGUGUUGAGUGUCAGACACAGGAAACACAAAGAAAACAAAGAGCCGAUGAUUGGUCGAAGACGACGAGGCCCCGCGUACCGGGUGUUUGUCAAGGGGAAGAACUUUACACCUAAACAGGAUGACUUCUUGGUCAGUAAACCAGUUAAACAGCAUCUGCAGAAAUAUGACAAACUGCUGAAAAGCUUUCAGGUGUCUAAAGCCCUGGACACAGCGCUGCAGACGUGGACACGCAGCAGUAAACCAGACGUGCUUGUAGCAGUGAUCAUGGAGUUGAGCCGCAGAGGAACUCUGAAGAACGCUCUCGCCGGACGAGAUGAAGAGAGUUUAAGCAAAAUAAUCAACUUUCUUCUAAAGCACAUCACUGACCCACGCUUUUCUCGUCAGCUGCUUGGAGUCGGAGAUAUGCUUCUUGAUCUGUAUCAGCAGGUAAUUCCACAGUCACCUGUCGUCGAGAGGUUGCUUCAGCGUCUGAUGGAGCUGUUGGGUCGAGAAGCUGAACUUCAGCAGGAACUGCUGCAGGUGCUGGGAAUCCUGGACACACUUUUUGCAUCCAUGACCCCUAAAGCAGAGGUUCUGUCCCUUGCUAUUCCACCAGCUUCCAGGGAAGCACAGCUACAAGCCACCUGACACUCCAUACAAAACUCUGUGUAGUCUGAUGACAUAAAUGAAAGAUGCCGGCGUAAGGAAAACGAAAGAGAUGAAUAUACAAGACGUGUGACAAAGCGUCGUUGCUUAGUCGCAGAGUCAUUGUUUUUGUGAAAACUCGCUGUGUCAGUGCUUCUUCAAUUUUCUGCUGAUGCUUGCAGAAUUCUGUUUUGUAUAUUCCUACUAUAAAUUCUUUUAAUCUGA